Messenger RNA from Arabidopsis lyrata subsp. lyrata, 1400 nucleotides. Its product is annotated as protein ABIL2. The coding region runs from base 257 to 1195 and encodes 312 amino acids. Lineage: Eukaryota; Viridiplantae; Streptophyta; Magnoliopsida; Brassicales; Brassicaceae. The record is from RefSeq and is a predicted model, not a curated record. The transcript is spliced from 11 exons.
AGAGGAAACAAAAAAGAGAGAGCGUUUCGUUUUUCUCCGGAAAUGAUGUGACAAAAGUGGGUUAAGUCUGAGGUUUCUUCGACUUGUCUCUCUAUACCAACAACACUCAACGAGUACGAGACCAUCAUCACAGAAACACCCAAUAAAGGAACAACAGAGAAGUUUUGAUUGAAUAAUAACACUUCCACAGUGACAAGGAUAUAGAAUCCGCUUCCUUUCUGUCGAAAAGAUAGAAGAUUACAGUGGCUACACUACAAUGCCUGCGUCACAUGAUGCAUCGAAUUACGAUGAGGUUUCUAUGCAACAAAGCAUGCUCUUUUCUGAUGGUCUUCAGGACUUGAAGAAUUUGCGUGCGCAGUUGUAUUCGGCAGCUGAGUAUUUCGAACUAUCUUACACUACCGACGAUAAAAAGCAGAUAGUUGUAGAGACACUGAAAGACUACGCUGUGAAGGCUUUGGUGAAUACAGUUGACCAUUUAGGCUCUGUUACAUAUAAAGUGAACGAUUUUAUUGAUGAUAAAGUCGAUGAAGUAUCAGAGACCGAACUACGAGUAUCUUGCAUCGAACAGAGGCUAAGGAUGUGCCAAGAGUAUAUGGAUCAUGAAGGGCGUUCACAGCAGUCACUUGUGAUCGACACUCCAAAGUUCCAUAAACGAUACAUCUUACCCGCUGGUGAAAUUAUGACUGCUACCAAUCUUGAAAAGCUUAAAUACUUUGGAAGCAGUUUAGAGGAUGCAGAUGAUUGGAACCAAUUCCGAAAUGCUGUUCGUGCUACAAUCCGGGAAACACCUCCACCACCUGUUAGAAAAUCAACAUCUCAGACUCCAUCUCCACGGCAACCACCUCAACGAUCAGCAACCUUUUCGUUUACCUCCACCAUUCCGAAGAAAGAACAAGAUAAGAGAUCAGUUUCACCGCAUCGGUUUCCACUACUAAGAUCAGGAUCAGUCGCUACCCGGAAGUCAGCAUCAAUCAGCCGACCAACGACACCAAGCAAGAGCAGAUCUAUAACUCCUAUACGGUAUCCAUCAGAACCAAGAAGAUCAGCUUCGGUCCGAGUCGCAUUCGAGAAAGAAAACCAGAAAGAAACAGAGCAGCAACAACCGAGCAAGAGCAAACGAUUGCUUAAGGCUUUGCUUAGUCGACGCAAAACCAAGAAAGACGACACUCUCUACACUUUCUUGGACGAAUACUGAAAAUGCCAAUACCGGUUUAUCUGUGGAAGCGCGUUACUAAACCGGAAAAUUGUGGAUUUCCUAUUUUUUCUUUUCUCUUUCUAUAUUAUUAAUAUAUUUUAUAAUAUAAAGAAAAAUAUAUAUAUUUAUACUUUGUUGUUAAGAGUAUGUAAACCGAAAUACUAUUAAUAGUAAAUGGAAUUCCUACAAUUUUUUCUUUGCUAAA